GGCGCGGGGGGUGGGGCGCAGAGUCCUGCCUCCUACGGCACGGCGGAGGUGGCAAGAUGGCCGCGGCCGAGGAGGAUGGUGGUGUUGGGGCUGAAGCCGACCGGGAAUUGGAAGAGCUUCUGGAAAGUGCUCUUGAUGAUUUUGAUAAGGCCAAACCCUCUCCAGCACCCCCUCCUACCGCCACAGCCCCUGAUGCUUCGGGGUCCCAGAAGAGAUCGCCGGGAGACACUGCCAAAGAUGCCCUCUUCGCCUCCCAAGAGAAGUUUUUCCAGGAACUGUUUGACAGCGAGCUGGCUUCCCAAGCCACUGCAGAGUUCGAGAAAGCAAUGAAGGAGUUGGCUGAGGAAGAGCCGCACCUGGUAGAGCAGUUCCAAAAGCUCUCAGAGGCUGCUGGGAGAGUAGGCAGUGAUGCGACUUCCCAACAAGAAUUCACUUCUUGCCUAAAGGAGACAUUAAGUGGACUAGCCAAGAAUGCCACUGACCUUCAGAACUCUGGCAUGUCAGAAGAGGAGCUGACCAAGGCCAUGGAAGGGCUGGGCAUGGACGAAGGAGAUGGGGAAGGGACCAUCCUCCCCAUCAUGCAGAGUAUCAUGCAGAACCUCCUGUCCAAGGAUGUGCUGUACCCGUCACUGAAGGAGAUCACAGAAAAGUAUCCAGAAUGGUUGCAGACUCACCGAGAAUCUCUACCUCCAGAGCAGUUUGAAAAAUAUCAGGAACAACACAGUGUCAUGGGCAAAAUAUGUGAGCAGUUUGAGGCAGAAACCCCCACAGAUAGUGAGGCCACUCAAAAGGCUCGUUUUGAGGUGGUGCUGGAUCUCAUGCAGCAGCUACAGGAUUUGGGCCAUCCUCCAAAAGAGCUUGCUGGGGAGAUGGAGGAGUUAUCUGAGUCCCUUCAUCUCUUCUCCAGCCUCCUGGCCUCAACUUUGACCUGGAUGCCCUCAAUCUCUCGGGCCCACCAGGUGCCAAUGGCGAACAGUGUCUGAUCAUGUGAAACACAACAUGCUUUCUUCCCUGAUUCCCAGCCGUGGGGGAACGUCUGGAGUCAGCAGAACCACUGGGAGCUGAGGCAGGAGUGUCGUCUACAGGAGUGGUCUGCCCACUGCCAUCUGUCAUCCCACCCAAGAUUGUGCCAUACCAGCGGAGGCUUUUUCUCUGUCUUUCUAGGAAUAAGGCCUGUUCUGCAGAUCAUUUCUGUGAACCCUUUCCAUUGUGGUUUCUGCUGCUAGCAAAGGCCCAGCUACCUACCAGGUGAAGGAAGGUGUCCCUUUUGGGGCAUGCACCUUCUUUCCUCUCCCAAAAUAAUGUUAUACAGGGCCACACUGAGUUACUUUUGUACCCAGGGUCUUCGUGCCUUGUGUCUACUCCCUGUCUUGGACCUGGGGAGCAGGGACAGAGUCCUAGGACUCUAGAUUUCUAUAGUUCUCUUGGGCAGCACCUGUGGGAAUGAAUGGGGAGAAACUUAGCCUAGGCUGGGGGUUUAGGUCUGUCACCACACCCUCUUGCCUUCAGACUGUCCUGAAUUCUCUGAAGGGAAACUAAGUGGGGGGGCUUUUGCAUAAAAAUGCUACUCUUUCACAGUAGGUUGAAAGAGAAGCCCUGGGAUUCUCCUCUCUCCAGGUACAGAGUCCUCAAUUGCCUGUUCCAGCCUGAGAACUCAAGUAGCUGCCCUGUUCUUUCUAUAAUGCUAUGUGAUCUGGGUGAACUCAGCCCUUGACCUUCCUUUACCCGCUGCCUCUCCUCUCAUCUCUCUAUUUUAAAUACCUCUUUAUUCCAACCCUUCUCUGAGCCCAAACUGUGACAAAGAAGGGCCCAUCCUGUUUCCCCUCAUCUAGUCCAUCCACCACCCUCACUGGCCCCCCUAUCUCCCUGGCAAAUGUAUAUAAUUAUAGUGUCAGGUCUAGGAAAUGAAUUACUGUUCUUCCCCAGAUACAUUUUGGCUUAUUUGAGACAUCUGAUUCCUUUGAAUCCUGUUCAUUGAUUCAGGGAGGUAGCUUGGGAAAGGGGGGGUGGGAUGCAGCCUGGGUCCUUUUUCCUGACUAAUAAAUAUUCUGAGUGAGGGAUUGA
Molecule: messenger RNA, 2064 nt
Organism: Globicephala melas (long-finned pilot whale)
Lineage: Eukaryota; Metazoa; Chordata; Mammalia; Artiodactyla; Delphinidae
Gene: PEX19
Product: peroxisomal biogenesis factor 19
Biological process (GO): protein import into peroxisome membrane
Cellular component (GO): peroxisome; peroxisomal membrane
Source: RefSeq, a predicted model, not a curated record